Molecule: messenger RNA, 2802 nt
Organism: Miscanthus lutarioriparius
Lineage: Eukaryota; Viridiplantae; Streptophyta; Magnoliopsida; Poales; Poaceae
Source: the annotation of a GenBank genome assembly
AUGACGCUCGGAGUGAGCGCUCUCUCCUGUCGCUGCCCACUCCCCUUCAAAGGUUGGAAACUGCAAAGCUCGGUUGCUACAUGGAAAUAUAUGCGGUCUCGCCGACACCGACUUACUGAGGUCAUAACAUUUGCGACAAAGAACACUAAGAGGAAAAAGGAGAAGUUUUCAAAACGAGUCAGAGGAUUCGCUGUUGGUGCCCCAAGGACUGCUGUUCUUCAGGCUUGCACUCUCACAUCAGGCUUGCUGCUUGCUGGAGGGAUUCUGCUUCGCCGGGCGUCACACCUUGUAUCUUUAAAUGGAUGGCCAAUUGCUGAUCCUACAGAUGUGUCACUCAAUUUUGAAACUUGGCAUCUUGAGUUGGUUGCGGGGCUUGUAAUAGUAAUAUCCUCGGGUAGAUACAUUCUACUACAAACAUGGUCAGAUUUCAGAGAUUCCAGUGAAGCUGCAAAUAGACAAAUCCUUACAUCGCUAGAGCCUCUGGACUACAUUGUUGUUGCUUGUCUCCCUGGGAUCAGUGAGGAGUUGCUCUUUCGAGGGGCGAUGAUGCCUAUCUUGGGAUUGAACUGGAUUAGUGCCCUUAUUAUUGGAACCAUUUUUGGUGUUCUUCACUUGGGCAAUGGCAGGAAAUAUUCGUUUGCAAUCUGGGCAACAUUUGUUGGCUUUGCCUAUGGUAUAGGAACCAUAGCUUCCUCAAGCAUUAUAGUUCCAAUGGCUUCACUCCAUAAACAAUAUUAUCGGAGGUUUACUUUGGCGCGUUACCAAGAACUCACAAAAGUCGGGCGUGCUCCACUGCCAUCCCCAAGGGAUAUGGGGAAGCGCAAGCCCAUGCCUUCCGCCGCCGCUCGAGGACCGAAGAACCGGCCAAAGAGGCCAAGGUCCGCGAAGCAGGGAGCUGAGUUACGGGAGGAGAAUCCCCAGCUGUCGGAGCACGAUGACGAAAUUGUAGAUACUGAAUCUGGAGCAGCAGGGACUGUUCAACGUGAUAAAAAAGAGAAUGGGAGCUUUCAAGGCACAGCGCAGAGUGAUGAAGAGGACAUAGAGGAUGAGUAUGACGCUCCUAGUGGUGAUGCUCCAGGUGAUACGAUAAACAAUGGAAAUGAUUGUUUUGAUGAAACAGAGACUUCAUGUUCAUUUCAUCGUCAUGUAAGCCACAUCAUAACAAAUGAAGAAGUCAAGGCGUUGAUGAAGAACUAUAAAUUUAAAUGGGAAAUGCCUGCUGUGGACAUUCCAAGGUCCAAAUGGGUUGGAACAGGUGAAAAAGUGCAGGAAGCUUGUGAUGAUCAUCUUCAUGAUGUCAAAGGAAAGUUGAGAGACCAUUGGCAACAUAUGCUAUCCGAUCAUUUAAAUUCUCGAAUGAGCUUCUUCUCUCUUUGUAACAGUUAUCGUGACAUAAUGCAUUGCAAUAAGAAGCCAUUUUAUCUGAAAAGUAAUGGUCCUGAUUCCAGUACCAUGGACGCAUAUCUUAUGCAUGCUUUGAAUCAUGUUCAUAGGACGCGAAAUGUUGUAAUUAGAAAUGACGCGAAGCUUAGGAAUGAUGCUGACAGAGAUAUUUCGGAUGAUAAGACAUACCUUGAUCAGGGUUUUACGCGCCCGAAGGUUCUUUUCUUGUUACCUCUCAAAAGUUUUGCGCGACGCAUUGUGAAGAGAUUGAUCCAGCUUUCCCCAUUGCCACAAAAGGAUAGUGCCAUGGGACAAUUUAAAAAGGAGUUUGGUGAAUCAGAUGACGAGGGGAUACCUGAACAUAGCACAAAACCUGCAGACUUUGAUCUUCUUUUUGCUGGAGACAUUGAUGAUCACUUUCUUUUUGGUGUAAAAUUAACGAAGAAAUCUAUUAAGCUGUACAGUAACUUCUAUUCUUCUGAUAUAAUAGUUGCAUCUCCUUUAGCGCUGAAACGUAAAAUUGAUGGAGGAGAACAUGGCAAGGAGAAGGAUUUUGAUUUCCUAUCUUCAAUUGAAAUAGUGGUUGUUGAUCAUGCGGAUGUGAUAUCUAUGCAGAACUGGGAGCAUCUGGAGGCUGUGUUUGAACAACUUAAUCAGUUGCCAUCAAAAGAACAUGGAACCAAUGUGAUGCGAAUUAGGCCAUGGUACUUGGAUCGGCAUGCACAGUACUAUCGGCAGACUAUACUGUUAAGCUCAUACCUUACACCAGAGAUUAAUGCUUUAUUUAACGGAUUAUGCUUAAAUUAUGAAGGAAAGAUUAAAAUGGUGACCGAGUAUGCAGGUGUUCUUCCCAAAAUAGAACUUGACUUGCGGCAGGUGUAUGAGCGAUUUGAUGCAUCUUCUAUUUCUGAAGCUGACGAUGCGCGCUUUGAUUAUUUCUGCAACAAGGUAUAUCCAAAGAUUCAAGACUUGGAUGAGGGUGGAUUGCUGCUAUUCGUGAGUUCAUACUUUGAAUAUAUUCGAAUAAGCAAUUUCUUAAAAUCUAAGGAAGCGUCCUUUUGUCGAAUUGGAGAGGCUACAUCUCAACAGGAUAUAUCUCGUUCAAGAGUCUGGUUUUUUGAGGGCAAGAAAAAGAUCUUGCUUUAUAGUGAAAGAUCUCACUUCUACCAUCGAUACAAGAUCAGGGGAACAAAGCAUUUACUAAUUUAUUCAUUGCCAGGGAGAAAAGAAUUUUAUCCGGAGCUUGUAAAUAUGCUAGGCGAAUCAGAAAUCCGGAAGUGCAAUGUUCUUUUCUCUCGUCUAGAUCUUCUUAAGGCUCCUACUCCUUUGCUGCAUGAUGAGUCUGUUGUUGCACGGUUGGAGAAAAAGAAGUGGCACAUGGGGGGGACAGAGAAGAAUGGAGAAAGAAAAGGAGGUUAA